AUGGAAGGAAACAAACAAGUUAUCAGAUUGUUAGCUCGGAAUGUUGGAAAAAUAUCAAACUUCUUUGAUGAACAUAGUGUGUGGAAAUGCUUUAUUUCAAAUGCUUAUAGAUAUGAAAAUGAAAAAUGUGAUAUAUAUAAUAAUUUUUUAAAAGAUUUUAUAAAUAUGAAUACACAUUUUUGCCCUAUCAAAUCCAAAAAAAAAAAUUUAAGAAAUGAACUUAUAAAAUAUAUGAGAAAAAAUUUAAAAAAUAAUGAGGAUUUUUAUAAUAUUGGAUUCACUGCUAUGAGGCAUUUAGGGCGAAUUAAAAAUUCAAUAUUACAAUUGGAUUAUAAAACUAAAAAUUCUGUAAAUAGAAUUGACAUAAAUACAACAAAUAAAAAUAAUAAUGAUCAUUAUACAUUUUAUUCGGAUUCCAAUUUUGAAAAUAUUAAUUCUUUAAUGAAUAGAAAACAAAUAUGGAGUUGUGAAGAUGAAAAAAAUAUGUUUAAAAAUAAUAUACACAUCAUAGACAUAAAAAAAUUGAAUGAAAAUAGUAUUGGAAAUUAUGAUGAUAAUAAUGAUAUAAAAAUUUAUGGAAAAAAAAAAAAAAAAAAAAAAAAACAUAUAAAAAAUGAUAUAUUUUUACAAAAAAGUAAGAGGUUAACCCAGGUUUUAAAAAAUUGUAUAAAUAAAACAAAUACUAUUAUUAAUACAAAUGAAAAAGAUGAACAAAAUAAAGUUAGUAAUGAAAACAUUCAAUCUAUUGAGAAGCUAAAUGAUGAUCUAUAUCAAAUAAAAAUAACUGAUAAAGGAAAAGAGAUAUCAAAUUCAUCUAUUUUUAAAAAUGAAAAUGAAAAAAAUGAAAUAAAAAAAGGAACUAUUCUCAUUUCCCAUCCAUUAACUUCAAAUACAUUGUGGAAUAAAUCAGUUAUUAUAAUUACACAUAAAGAUAAAAAUAAUAUUGUAUAUGGUUUGAUAUUAAAUAAACAUCCUUUAUAUAAUAAUUAUAUGUGUUUGUCUAAAGAAAAGGAAGUUAACAAAAUAUUAAAUAACUUAUAUUCAAAAAAAAAAAAAAAAAAAAAAAAUGACGAAUCACAUUUCCAAGAUGAUCAAAAGGAUAUAUCAGAUUCUAAUUCCAAUAAUAAUAUUUCUAAAGAAAUUCAAGAAAAUAUACAACCAUGUAUUGAAAAAGAUCAAACACCCCUUGAUGGUAUAAUGAAUAGUAACAUAGAAGGAAACAAAGCCGAAGAAAAUAAAAUGUGGAAUGACAUUUCAAAGGAAGAAAACAAGACUAUAGACACAGAUAAAUCAAAAGUUAGUGAUAAUAAUGAAUUAAUUGCAACAAAUAAAAAUUCAAAUGAUGCAAUUGUUCCAAAUUUUAAUGAAAAUAAAGAAAAUUCGAAUAAUGGAAAAUAUGAUGAUUUUCCAACAUUAAAAGAUUUACAAGAAAUGUUUUUAAGAAUACAAUUUAGAACUACUUCAAAGCAGUUUAUGAAUAAAAAAAAUAUUCAAAAUAAUAAUUUGUUUACUAUUAUGGAUGAGCAUUUAUUGGAUAUAAUUACUCAUUAUAUUAUAAAAUUAAAUAAAGUUCCAUUAUAUUUACGAUUUCUACCUUCAUAUAAUAUUGGAUCUAUGACAGAUAUAAAAUGUGAAAUUAAAAAACUUGAAUUUUUAAACGAAUUUUAUAAAGUAUAUUUUGAAAAAUAUAACAAAUGGAAAGUUGUUAUUAUAAAUAAUCGCAUCCAUAUUUUCGAUAAAGAAAAAAAAAACAAAAAUAAAUUUCAAAACUCUCAAAACAAAUUAGCUUUAAGAAAUGCCAACACAAUAAGAUCAAAAGCUACUGAAACAAUUGAUAAACCAAAAUUAACGGAAAAAGAAAAAGAAAGAAUUCAUAGAAAAAUACAAAAAUUUAGAGAAACAAAUGAACUAAUUAAUGAUCAUGAUCAAUUAGAGGAAGACAAAACAUAUGACACUGAAAAAAAAAAUAAAAAACAACUUUUAAGAACGCGCGCAAAACAACAAAUGUGUGAAGAAGAUGAAGAUGAAAAAGACGAGGAUGAUGAAGAUGAGGAUGAUGAAGAUGAAGAAGAUGAAGAAGAAGACGAUGAAGAAGAAGAUGAUGAUGAAGAUGAUGAUGAAGAAGAUGACGAAGAAGAAGAUGAAAAUGAUUCUGCACUUGACAUAGAUAAACAAACUUUUGAAAAGUUAAAAAAUGAAAUAAGUAUAAAAAGAAAAGAAAAAAAUAAAGUCAUGUCAUCCAUAGAAAAAAUAAAAUCAAAGUCUGUUAAUAAAAAUUAUUAUCCAGGAAAUCCUGUAAACUUAUUUUGGCUAGGAGGGCCAUUACCUGGAUUAACUAUUUUACAUAAUAUAAAAAAAAUUUCAAAAAAUAUUAUAGUAAAUGAUGUAUUAUAUGAAGGAUAUAAUGAUAAUGUAAAUUCUUCAUCUUUAAAUGGACAUAAUAUGCUUGAUAAAACAGAUUAUGAGCUAAGUGCUGAUAACAUUAAAAGUGACAAAAAUAACGACAAAUUAACUAACCUAGUUAAAACAUAUAGAAAAGAAAAAGGUAUCGAAAUAAAAAACGAAGAAAAUGUAAAUACAGAUUGUGGAAAAAAAACAAAAUUAAUAAAAAGAUUUAUAGGGAAAGCGACAUGGGAUUUAAAUCAAUUAAUAGAAGAAUUAAAUAACGAUUAUUGGAUACCUAUAAAUUGUGAUAAUAAAGAAUUAUUAUCUAAAAUAAUUUUUAAUACAACUAGCGAAGGAAAUAAUAAUAAUGAGCAUGAACAAAUGCCUAACUCAGAUAUGUUUAGUACAUGCCAAGGAGAAAAUUUAUGGGAAAAAAUAUUAUCAUCUUUAAAUAGUGAUUAUGAAAAUAUUUCUAAAAUCCCACAGUAUGUUAUAGAUAAUGUUUUGAAAGAUUUCAAACAUGCUGAAAAUGAGUAA
Messenger RNA from Plasmodium berghei ANKA, 2922 nucleotides. Its product is annotated as conserved Plasmodium protein, unknown function. The transcript has a single exon. NCBI's taxonomy places the organism in Eukaryota, Apicomplexa, Aconoidasida, Haemosporida, Plasmodiidae. The record is from RefSeq and is a predicted model, not a curated record. The coding region runs from base 1 to 2922 and encodes 973 amino acids.